Molecule: messenger RNA, 768 nt
Organism: Sorex araneus (European shrew)
Lineage: Eukaryota; Metazoa; Chordata; Mammalia; Eulipotyphla; Soricidae
Product: ral guanine nucleotide dissociation stimulator-like
Exons: 6
Coding region: 1-768 (255 amino acids)
Biological process (GO): positive regulation of GTPase activity; Ras protein signal transduction
Cellular component (GO): plasma membrane
Molecular function (GO): guanyl-nucleotide exchange factor activity
Source: RefSeq, a predicted model, not a curated record
AUGGCUCAGCUGGGCUCCACGGAUGCCCCAGAGCCGGAGCCUCUCGAAGCCUCAGCUGCGGCCACAGCACAAUGGGCAGAGCUGGAGGACGCCGGGCCUGGAGACACGCAUGAUGCCAGCUCGUGGGCAGCUGCCAGCCGGGCCAGCGAGGCAGCUGACGGCCCUGAGCCUUCCUGCCCCGGCAGCAGGCCCUUGGAGGAGCCGGGGAACGAGCAGGUCUCCGUCAGCACGUUCCCUGCCCGGCUGGUGGCCGAGCAGCUGACACUCAUGGACAAGGAGCUGUUCCUGGAGCUGGUGCCAAACCACUGUCGGGGGGACCUCUCAUCUAUCAGGAACAAGCCGGGCUACGAGCAUGUGUGCCCCACUGUGCGGGCCAUCGAGAGCCAGUACUACACUGUGGCCGCCUGUGUCCUUACCACCUGCCUCUCGGAACUGAGCCCGCCCGCGCGGGCACGGAUGCUGGAGUACUGGAUCCUGGUGGCCCAGGAGUGCCAGCGCCUCCGCAACUGGGCGUCCACCUAUGCCAUCAUCUGUGCCCUGCAGAGCCCCGCCAUCCGCCGACUCUGCCAGACCUGGGGCCACGUGUCCUGGUGGAGCCGGAGGAAGCUGAAGGCCCUGCGCAGACAGGCCCGGAAACAUAGACGCUGCAAGCCCCUGCAGUCUGGGCCUGAGGGAGGAGAGUGGGGGCUGGGCGUGCGGGUAACAGAGGCUCAGGGUCGGGUGCUCAUCCCCAGGUGGAACAGCGCUGCAGCUUUGUGUCCUGCUUGA